Messenger RNA from Lottia gigantea (owl limpet), 3072 nucleotides. RefSeq lists its product as hypothetical. Lineage: Eukaryota; Metazoa; Mollusca; Gastropoda; Lottiidae. The transcript is spliced from 4 exons. Bases 1 to 3072 code for a protein of 1023 amino acids. The record is from RefSeq and is a predicted model, not a curated record.
AUGAAGGCAAAACAGACACAUAACAGGGAUAGAAAUUGUAAUCUUACAAGAUUUAUACCAAGGUCACGCACUACAAGAUCAGGGAUUAACUCUUUUACACUCAAUUUGCAGGAACAAAAGACUGAUAAACCUUACAAAUGUGAUAUUUGCGGAAAAUGUUUUUCAAAAUUGUCUUAUCAUACAGAGCACAUGAAAAUACAUACUGGACAACCUUUUCAUUGUGGUAUUUGUGGACUCGGUUUUGACAUGAAAAGUAAACUUUGUAAUCACAUAACAAAACAUAAGACUAAAAAACCUUACAAAUGUGAUGUUUGUGGUAAGCAUUUUUCAAAAUUGUCACAACAUAAAGAACACAUGAGAACACAUACUGGAGAGAAACCAUACAAAUGUGAUGAUUGUGAAAAGAGUUUUCAUAGAAGAAUAAUUUUAAAUGCUCACAAGAAAAUACAUACUGAAAAGAAACCUAUCCAUUGUGGUAUUUGUGGAUUAGGCUUUGACAUAACAAAAAAACUUCGUCAUCACCUAAAAAUACAUAAGACUGAAAAAUCUUACAAAUGUGAUGUUUGUGAAAAGAGUUUUAUUUUAGCACAUGAUUUUAAAUUUCACGCAAAAACACAUUCUAGAGAGAAACCAGACCAAAGUGAUGCUUGUGAAAAAUGUUUUACUACAACAAGGGAUAAGCUUAUUAAAUUUCAUAUGAGAAGACACAACGGAGAGAAAGCUUACAAAUGUAAUGUUUGUGAGAAGAGUUUUACAGCAGUAGGUCAUUUCAAAGUUCACAUCAGAACACAUACUGGAGAGAAACCAUUCAAAUGUGAUGUUUGUAAAAAAAGGUUUACAACAGCAAGUCAUUUAAAAGUUCACAUGAGAACACAUACCGGAGAGAAACCUUACAAAUGUGAUGUUUGUGAGAGGAGUUUUACAACACCAAGUCAUUUCAAAGUGCACAUGAGAAAACAUACUGGAGAGACGCCGUACAAAUGUGAUGUUUGUGAACGCUGUUGCUCUCAUCCAAAUUCUCUUAAGGUGCAUAUGAGAACACAUACUGGAGAAAAACCAUACAAAUGUGAUGUCUGUGAAAAAUGUUUUAUUUCAGCUAGUCAUUUUAAAAUUCACAUAAGAAAUCAUACUGGAGAGAAACCUUACAAAUGUAAUGUUUGUGAGAGGAGUUUUACAGCAGCAGGUCAUUUCAAAGUGCACAUGAGAACACAUACUGGAGAGAAACCGUUCAAAUGUGAUGUUUGUGACAAGUGUUUUACAACAGCAAGUCAUUUAAAAGUUCACAUGAGAAUACAUACUGAAGAAAAACCAUACAAAUGUGAUGUUUGUGAGAAGAGUUUUACAACAGCAAGUCAUUUCAAAGUUCACAUGAGAACGCAUAACGGAGAGAAACCUUACAAAUGUGAUGUUUGUGAAUGGUGUUGUUCUCAUUUAAAUUCUCUUAAGGUGCACAUAAGAACUCAUACUAAAGAAAAACCAUACAAAUGUGAUGUUUGUGACAAGUGUUUUAUUGCAUCAAGCCAUCUUAAAGUUCAUAUGAGAUCACAUACUGGGGAAAAGCUUUACCAAUGUGAUGUUUGUGGAAAAUGUUUUUCAACUGCAUCAUAUCACAAAAUUCAUAUGAGAAUACAUACUGGAGAGAGACCAUACAAAUGUGAUGUUUGUGGUAAAUCUUUUAGAACUGCAGCAUAUUUGAAUGUUCACAUGCACACCAAAAUACAUAUGAGCUUUAAUAUGAAAAGUAAACUUUGUGAUCACAUCAAAAUACAUAAGGCUAAAAAACCUUACAAAUGUGAUGUUUGUAGAAAGAGUUAUUCCAAAUUGUUGCAUUAUAAUGAUCACAUGAGAACACAUACUGGAGAGAGACCUUUUAAAUGUGAUGUUUGUGAAAAGAGUUUUAUCAGAGCUAAUCAUUUUAAUGUUCACAUAAGAGCACACAAUGAAAAGAAAAUUUUCUAUUGUGGUAUUUGUGGACUCGGCUUUGACAUGUCAAGAAAACUUUGUAAUCACAUUAAAAUUCAUAAGACUGAUAAACCUUAUAAAUGUGAUGUUUGUGGAAAAUGUUUUACUGCAACGGGUUAUUUAAAACUUCACAUGAGGAUACAUACAGGAGAGAAACCAUACAAAUGUGAUGUUUGUGCAUGGUGUUGUUCUUACCCAAAUUCUCUUCGGUUGCACAUGAGAACACAUACAGGAGAUAAACCAUUCAAAUGUGAUGUUUGUGCAUGGUGUUGUUCUUACCCAAAUUCUCUUCGGUUGCACAUGAGAACACAUACAGGAGAGAAACCUUACCAAUGUGAUGUUUGUGGAAAAUGUUUUACAACUGUAUGGCAUCAAAAAGUUCACAUGAGAAAUCACACUGGAGAGAAACCAUACAAAUGUGAUGUUUGUGAUAAGUGUUUUAAAGAAACAAAUGGUCUUAAAACACAUAUGAGAACACAUACUGGAGAGAAACCUUAUAAAUGUGAUGUUUGUGAAAGAAGUUUUACUACAGCAAGUCAUUUUAAAGUUCACAAGAGAACUCAUACUGGAGAAAAACCUUACAAAUGUGAUGUUUGUGACAAGCGUUUUCAUGAAUCAAGCAGUUUUAAAGUACACAUGAGAAGACAUACUGGAGAGAAACCAUAUAAAUGUGAUGUUUGUGGUAAAUGUUUUACUAUGGCCAGUCACUUAAAACUUCACAAAAGAACCCAUACUGGAGAGAAGCCAUACAAAUGUGAUGUUUGUGACAAGAGUUUCAAUGAAUCAAGAAAUCUUGAAGUACACAUGAGAAUUCAUACUGGAGAAAAACCAUACAAAUGUGAUGUUUGUGAAAAAUGUUUUACUACAGCAAGCCAAUUAAAACUUCACAAGAGAACCCAUACUGGAGAGAAGCCAUACAAAUGUGAUGUUUGUGACAAGAGUUUCAAUGAAUCAAGAAAUCUUAAAGUACACAUGAGAGUUCAUACUGGAGAAAAACCAUACAAAUGUGAUGUUUGUGAAAAAUGUUUUACUACAGCAAGUAAUUUAAAACUUCACAAGAGAACCCAUUCUGGGAAGAAACCAUCGAAACGUUUCAUCAACCAAAACUAA